Messenger RNA from Aureococcus anophagefferens, 1074 nucleotides. RefSeq lists its product as hypothetical. NCBI's taxonomy places the organism in Eukaryota, Pelagophyceae, Pelagomonadales, Pelagomonadaceae. The transcript has a single exon. The record is from RefSeq and is a predicted model, not a curated record. Bases 1 to 1074 code for a protein of 357 amino acids.
AUGACGAAGGUCGCCCCGGAGCCCGCCGAGGCGCCGGUGGCGUCGGCGCGCGGCGGCUAUCAGAUCCCCGCGGAGGCCACGGCGAAGCUCAAGGAAGCGAAGAAGGCCGGCCACACGGCUCGGCUGCGCAUCUCGCUCGUCGCGGGCGGCCUCGGCUCCGUGCUCUUCUUAUAUUUCAUCGCGUCCAUCAUCUUCUUCCCGGUGUCGUCGGACGCGCAGUGGGUCGGCGUCUGCUGCUGGCCGCCGGGCACGCUCGGCCUCAUGCUCGCGGUGCUCCCCACGGAUCGCCGCGCGAUCUACAACACGGCGCGCUUCAUCCUGUUCUUGAUGCCCUUCUGCGCCUACGCGGCGACGAGCCUCGCCUGGUACUACACGCCUGGCCAGCGCGGCGGCCGCGAUUGCGUCGACAAGGCGCCGCGCUGGAUCUGCGCGACGGACGCGUUCCAGGGCUGGGGCAUGUGCGCCGUCGUCUACGCGAUCACGUGCGGCCUCGUGUCGACGCUCCGGCUCCACCCGCGCGCGGCGCUCGACCGGCUCUGGCUCAUCUUCACGCGGAGCCUCUUCGCCAUGGUCUGCGUGCGGGUCGUCGGCCGCGUCGCGUGGCAGGCGAAGCCGUCCUCGCUGCGGCUCGGCGCGCACGUCUGGGGCUGGAUCUACCUCCUGGACCUGCUCGCCUUCGGCGCGCUCGCGUCGAGGCCGAGCUUCCGCCAGAAGGCGCACGCCAUGCUCAUGGCGCGCGGCGGGCAGAUCGCGUCGGCCGCGGGCGUCGCGGCGUUGCUGGGGGGCAACGACGUCGAGACCGUCAAGGCGACGGCGCAGAAGAAGUUCUUCGGCGUCGACAUGUCGCGGGUGGAGUUGGCGCACAUCGCUUCGCCCCAUCCGGACCCGGAGCUCUUCAAGCUCGCGCAGAAGGCGUCCUUCGACCAGGUCGACUGGUUCGUGAGCCACAGCUGGCGCGACGACGCCGACGCGAAAUUCUCGGCGCUGCAGAACGCGCGGACCAGCUUCCGCGACGCCCACAAGCGCGAGCCCAUCAUCUGGGUCGACAAGCGCCGCGCCGCGUCCCGCGGCUGA